UCCUACAGAAUUUCAUCAUAGGCCAGAAAACUCCAGUCCAAUCUCAUUCCAUCCUCUCUCUCUCUCUCUGGCUAUACAUACAAAAUAUACGCGCGCAAUAAUUGUAUAUUUUGAUGGCUUCUUUCUUGUCAAGGUGCGAGCGAUAAGGGGUGAGAGACAAUUCGUUACGAUUGGGUGAUGCUAAGAUUUGUCUUUGCCUUCGGAAACAUUUUUCAAUUUAGCCUGAGCUUUUGAUGAUCUGCAGCUGGUUAGAAUACAUGGAUCGCCAAAAAACGGAGAAUCCAAAUAGUUUUCUUGACUGGCUUGAGACAGAUGUCUCCCUUCAUGUUAUGAGUUUGUUAGAUGACCCGGCUGAUAUAGCUACUGUCUCUGCUGUCUCGCGUCAUUGGCGCCAAUUUGUGAUUGCAAAUGGGCUUGCAAAACAGCUGUGCUUAAAAAAGUUCCCGCAGCUCUCUGGUGUUGUGGAAGUAGUGAAUGGAACUGAAGGAACAACGGAUUCAGUUGCAGUCAAUGCCAGUAAUGCUGUCGAAUGGGCGGUCCUCAAGAGAGACCACUGGGCUUAUGCAUCUCUACUUCAGGCCAUCCUGAAAUCGAAGGUUUCACCAAAGGAUUGCAUAGCAAAAGCAGUAAGUGCAUCUAGCACCGACAAUUAUCCAGACGAAAGUGUUGUUAAUACAUUGAAUCCAAGGGACAGAUUCAUUCGGAGAGCUUCGUACUGGUCAAGUAAAGGACAAAGUAAUCCUGACGUGCCGGAGACGUUAGUUUAUAAACUAAGUGCAGGAAUUUGGGUUGUUACUGAAGUCGAUAUUCAACCAUUUGAAGCUUUUUUCCAGAUGGGAAAACCCAUAUACUCUGCCAAAUUUGUAAGAUUCAGAAUGGGCCAUCUGAAAUCCCCAAGAGAGAUAGGAGACGACCUCCAAUGUUUACCAUUGCAGAAACCUGAUGAUGACAAGUUUGUAUGGACUUACACUUCUCCACAAUUUCCCAUGACACAGGAGAAUUGCUUGCAGCCGUUCAAGCUACCAGAGCCGGUCCUCUGCGUUGGUGGAUAUAUGCAGAUUGAACUGUUGGGUAGGGUCCAGAGGCAGGAAAUCGAUGGAUUAUUCUAUAUAUGUGUGUGCUACGUUCGGGUUCUUGGGCGUCCUCUAUUCCCUGCAUUCGACAUGGAGAUUCUGGAGCCAAAUGGGGAGCUUUUGCUCAAGUUUUACCCCAAGAAUCUCAACUGUGUGCUGCAAAACUCGUCGCGGGAUGAGAUCCCUGAACUACGCCACCUUGAAGAGAAGAUGUUGUGGGAUCGAAUAGGUCUGCUGGAGGAUUUGUUGCGCGGGAUACAACAAGGGCCUAACCAUGCCUUGGCUUUGGAAGAAGAUGACGACGAGGAUGGCAUGGAUGCCGAACUUGUUCCCUAAUUUUCUGAUGCUAAACCGCUCUUCUUUUUCUGUUUUCGGCUGUGUAGAUGAUUAAGCUUUUGAUGCACUUGGUAUUCUUGUCAAUGAGCAUGUAUAUUGAGUGGCUUCUAAUA
Messenger RNA from Salvia hispanica, 1522 nucleotides. RefSeq names its product F-box protein At4g00755. Gene Ontology annotation, molecular function: protein binding. Lineage: Eukaryota; Viridiplantae; Streptophyta; Magnoliopsida; Lamiales; Lamiaceae. The record is from RefSeq and is a predicted model, not a curated record.